CAUGUCUGGAUGGUUUUACUCGUACCGUGCCUCAAGUGAACUAUAGCCGCGGGGGUUUGCACAAGUUUGCAUGAUGAUUGUGGAGAGACCAUCCGCCCGCGUUGACCGUCCUGUGUUGAACAUCUCCACAGCCGCAGCAACACAAGCACCUUGCUGAAAUAGGCGUGUACGGAGAAAGCUGGGAGCGCUUGGAAACCAGAUUCAACUGAGAGAGUUUCUCCUGGUAGCUUUCCCCCCUUCCAAACCGCAGUUAAAGAGUCUACCCCGUGAUGCGUAAAUGGAUUCAGUUUUGGCUCUGUCCACUGUGUUUCAGCAGGGCAGUGAGGACAAAGUUGAUGGAGUUAAAGUCAUUACGUGAGCUCCAAAAACAAACUGGACGUGAAGCACCCAGAGUAACUAAAAAGUUGCCUCAAUUACUUGGAGGUCUAUAAUUUUGUCUUGGGGGCUAUAUUAUUUUUUGUAUUUCUUAAAAGUGUUGUGAAGCCCCCCCCCCUUCCAUCACCUUCCCCGGGGGUCAUUCCAUUUGCAUGGUCCUAAAGUGUUUAUUUCUUAAUAAAAAAAAAAUAAAACCAACGCGGGAAGGAGGAUGGACCCUGCCUGCGGGAAAGUGGGGACGGCGUCUUUGGUCGCCGGCGGCGGAACCGGCGUGAGUGCGAAGGCGCCGAAACAUCUGUGGAGGCAGCAGAACCAGCCAGCGCUCUCUCCGCUUCACCACGCGCUGGUAGUGCGCAAGAACGAGCGAGUGAGACAAAGAGGCUUUUCGGACACCGAGAGGUACCUCAACCCGAGGAACAUGGACCGGACGUACGCAGUGGACACGGGGCACCGACCCGGACUGAAGAAAUCCAGGAUGUCGUGGCCGUCGUCGUUUCAAGGUCUUCGACGUUUUGAUGUGGACAAUGGCACGUCAUCAGGCCGUAGCCCCCUGGACCCAAUGGCCAGCCCGGGCUCAGGCCUCAUCCUGCAGGCAAAUUUUGUCCACAGCCAACGGAGAGAGUCGUUCCUCUACCGCUCCGACAGUGACUAUGACCUCUCACCCAAGUCUAUGUCCAGAAACUCCUCCAUUGCCAGUGACAUUCAUGGUGACGAUAUGAUUGUAACACCAUUUGCACAGGUUCUUGCCAGCUUGAGAACUGUCCGGAACAACUUUGGUGCAUUAACCAAUCUACAGCAAGACAGAGCGUCCAACAAGAGAUCACCCAUGUGUAACCCACCACCCAUCACCAAGACCACCUUCACAGAGGAGGCCUACCAGAAACUGGCCACUGAGACCCUGGAGGAGCUGGACUGGUGUCUGGAUCAGCUGGAGACGCUACAGACAAGACACUCGGUCAGCGAGAUGGCCUCCAACAAGUUCAAAAGGAUGUUGAACAGGGAACUGACUCACCUAUCAGAGAUGAGCCGUUCUGGGAAUCAGGUGUCUGAGUUCAUCUCCAGCACCUUCCUGGACAAGCAACAUGAAGUGGAGAUGCCAACCCCUCAGACACAGAAGGAGAAGGAGAAGAAGAAAUUGCCCAUGUCUCAGAUCAGCGGGGUGAAAAAGCUGCAACACUCCUCCAGCCUCACAAACUCUAAUAUCCCUCGCUUUGGAGUCAAGACCGAGACCGAGGAUGAACUCGCUAAGGAGCUGGAGCAUGUGAAUAAAUGGGGCCUUAAUGUUUUUAAAAUCUCAGAAUUCUCUGGGAAUCGGCCACUGACAGUCAUGAUGCACACGAUAUUCCAGGAGAGAGACUUGUUGAAAACUUUUAAAAUUCCACUUGACACCUUUAUAACAUACCUGAUGACCUUAGAAGACCACUAUCAUGGCGAUGUGGCUUACCAUAACAACAUUCAUGCUGCUGACGUCACCCAGUCAACUCACGUGCUGCUAUCCACCCCUGCCCUUGAGGCUGUGUUCACAGACCUCGAGAUCCUAGCUGCCAUCUUUGCCAGUGCAAUUCACGACGUGGACCAUCCUGGAGUCUCCAACCAGUUCCUCAUCAACACCAAUUCAGAGCUAGCGCUGAUGUACAAUGACUCGUCUGUGUUGGAGAACCACCAUCUAGCAGUUGGUUUCAAGCUUCUGCAAGAGGAGAACUGUGACAUCUUCCAAAACUUGACCAAAAAACAAAGACAAUCACUGCGAAAGAUGGUCAUUGACAUUGUGCUAGCAACAGACAUGUCCAAGCACAUGAAUCUACUGGCUGAUCUGAAAACUAUGGUGGAAACCAAGAAGGUGACCAGCUCUGGUGUCUUGCUGCUGGACAACUACUCAGACAGGAUACAGGUUCUCCAGAACAUGGUGCACUGUGCAGACCUGAGCAACCCCACUAAGCCUCUCCAGCUGUACCGCCAAUGGACGGACCGCAUCAUGGAGGAGUUCUUCAGCCAGGGGGACCGAGAGAGAGAGAGGGGCAUGGAGAUCAGCCCCAUGUGUGACAAACACAACGCCUCGGUAGAAAAGAGCCAGGUUGGUUUCAUAGACUAUAUCGUUCACCCUUUGUGGGAGACGUGGGCUGACUUGGUCCACCCGGACGCCCAGGACAUCCUGGACACAUUGGAAGACAACAGGGAGUGGUACCAAAGCACCAUCCCCCAAAGCCCCUCUCCUGCCUUGGACGAGUCUGAAGAUGGCACUCGACCCCCAGGAGGGGACAAGUUCCAAUUUGAGCUCACACUGGAGGAGGACGGGGAGUCGGACACUGAGAAAGACAGCGGCAGCCAGCCUGAGGAGGAGGAGGAGGAGGAGGAGGAGGAGGAGGAGGAGGAGGAGGAGGAGGAAGAGGAAGAGGAGGAAAACAGCUGUACUGACUCUAAAACACUCUGUACGCAGGACUCUGAAUCAACGGAGAUUCCUUUGGACGAACAGGUGGGGGAGGAUGAAGAGGAGGAGGUAGCGGAAGAGGGGGAGACACCCUGCUCACAACCAUGUGCUGUGGAGGAUGAGGUAGCAGAGGAGGAAGAGGAGAAAGAGAAAACCCCACACACAUAGCAGUUUAUGGACAGCACCUGAUUAACUGUUCUUCUUAGUAAUGACAGAUGAUUAUUUAUAGAAUAUUUUUUUGGGUUUUGUGGAGUCUGUCUGUGUUUUUUAUACAUCUAUGUUUAUGGUUCCAAAGCGUGCGCUGCUCUCCACCUUGGCCAGUCCUUCUUUCAGCUUUGUUCAGACACGCCCACUGGUACUUCUUCAAGUUUUUUUGCACUCAGGAAAACUCCUUUCCAUUCCCGUUUGUACUGAAGUGGUGUGUCUUUAUUUCACUUUUACACCUCCCCUUUACAAGUUUAGGUUCAGGACAUGGACGAGCGGCUCAUAGUCCACUCAGUGCUGUUCACACGAUACAAAAUAUCAAAUUUUCCUUCCCUACGCUUUGUCUCAGCCUUGCUUGAAAGUUUUGCAGUGUUUCUGUGUUUUUUUUAUCAAGUGCCCAUACUCUACAGAGACGGUUAUCGGUGUGUUCAAGGAGAAUCUCCCCCUCAGUUAGGUUAUUCCCUCCCCAUUGCGAAUUAGGAGGCAUUUUAAGCUGCCGUUCCUGCUGAGAAGAAAGCCGCAGCACACUGGGGAACUUUUCGAGACACAUUGCAGAUAUGGAAGUCUUCCUUGAAAACCUGACUGAUAUACAAAGCUCAAAUCUAAACAGCCAUGAUGCUGUCCUAGACCUCUUUAAUUUUUGUAUCGUACUGUAUGUAAGAUUCAGAUAUUUUCUAGAAGUUACUUUUGCAAUCCUAGGCUUUUUUUUGUUAGCAAAGAAGAUUAGAGAAGUUUUGGGAACCAAUGGGUAGAAAUGUGUCACAGAUAUUCAGUGUUUUGAAGGGGGUAUCUUCAAGGCUGGAUUACAUUAGGAGUGUUCUUAAGUGUUUGCACUUGCUCCAAUAGCAUUUAUACUACAAUUCCCAUGCCACUAUACUCGUAUUUGGUUAAUCCUGUAAAUAAAAAUUUGGAAUUUAUUCAUAAUAACCAUUAUUUGGGUGAGCAGGAACCUGAAGUCUUAUGCUUUACUCUCAUUGAAACUGGGAUGUGGAUGAAGCCUUUCUAAUUUUGUUAUCGUUGCCUGCAGUUUUUUUGAACACAUCCUCAGACAAUGCAAUGCUUUGUAGUUGAUACAAAAAGCACCUUUUUUUAGAAGCUUGAUUAGUGCUCCAAGUAGACAGAAACAGCAAAGGUGUUAAAAACUACUGGGGUGAUUUUAUGCCAGUGUUGUGAAAGCUUUUAUUGUCCUCGUAUAAAUUUUUCUUGCACAUGUUGUUCAGAAUACACAUCAUCAUCAAUAGCUGCAUACCUGCUUGUUUCCAGCCACUUUAUUUUUAUGUUAAUUUUGCCAUUGCAACAUCAAACCCAGUUGCUGUCUUUGUUUUCGACAAGACAAUCAGCUCAGCUCCUUUUGCGUAGUCAUCAAACGAGAUCAUCCUCUACGUGGAUACUUCAAUGCACUGACAGAUUCAUAUGUCACCACUUCAAUAUUUUUAAUAUGUUUGAACUUGCCAAAACAGUCAGUCAUGAAUACUUAGGCUUGAACAGUGCUGUCUUACACCUCGCCAAGAGUCUCUUCAUCAUUUUUCACUUCACACCUGAUGCUAUUAUUUAUUGUUAUAUUUUUCUGUUUGUUGAGUCAUUUUUGCAAUAUAAAGGUGGUACAGUAAAUAUUUCACUGUAGCAUAGACCACAGUACAGGCUUGCCAGUUGCAGUACCCAAAUAUACUUUUUUUUUUUCUCUGUGUACAUAAAAUAUAGAAAAUCAACAAAUGUUUAAAAAGAAAGAAAAAAAAACACACUUGAAAUACUGCACACUGCUUUUUUCUAAGAGUGCUUGUUUUAAUUAUGUGUCAUUUCAAAACUUUUUAUUUAAUCUUUCAUUUUGUGCCAAGAUUUUCUUUCUCUCUUUUUUUUCCCAUCCUCACCCAAUGCCCUUACCUGUAAUAAAAUUUUCUGGUUUUAUCGCUGUUUACAAACAUAUAUUUAUUGUGCUGUAUAUAAUAUAUAAUUAUUAAUGUUAUUACUAUCAUAAUGCCGUUUGUUGUAAAUGGUUGAUUCUUAUCAUCCCUUUUGGUGAUGGUGUGGCUGUAUUACGUACCUCUUGUUGAGAGAAUGUUUAUUACACAUGAGCUUCAGUGUAAAAAAUGAUCCAUCGACAUGUUGCUUAUCUGAGAACUAGCUCAGUGAAGAGAGGGGGAAAGCCAAAUUGUUUUUUAAAAAAGAAACUGUUCCUUGGCCCAUGGGCUGUGCCUUAAAUUCAACGCAUGUCAUUUACUUUAGCCUUUUUCUUUCCUAUUUUAAUUUCUUGUUCUCUUUUGCUGCAUUGGUGAAUCUUUUGGCUUGGGUUGGCCUGAUCUCCUGUUGUAAAUUUGCAAAUGUUGCCUUUUUACUAUCACAGCCAAACACAAAUUGGAAAAUCUGCUGUCAGUGCAGACACUUACGGAGAUUCGGGUCAACUACAAGUCACAGAUUUACUACUUGAGUGAUGUGUGGCCUAUAGCCGGAUGUCCAAGAGUCGCAUUUGCUGUAGACCUGGUCUGAACAGCUCGCACCUUCCUUACUCCCUGCCUCUACACUCAAAGAUGUGACACAGCCGGUUGGAUGUAAACUACGCGGGAGUGACUUUGCUCCGUCUGUACAGUUACUGCAGUGUCGUCUACAUCCAUGUGGUCGUAUCCCAGCUACAAACACUGAACAGGGUGCAACGGGAGUGUGUAGUUGCUGCUUGUCCAUGGCCUACGAAGCACAGAGGCUUUGAGACACAUCUGCAUGUUCAGCCACUGCUGCAUUAAUUAUGGCUGAAACACUGACAGUGUGUUGCUUAUCUAUGCUCGGCCCACACUUUGACUCACAUUACUUGCAAUAUCCAAAACCACUGACAUUUUUCUGCCUGGACAGGAGAAGGGUUUAGUAUAUUUCUGUAGUGAAGAGGGGCUUGGGUGGGAGUGGGGUGCAUCAUUGUACCGAAACAGGGACUCUUAUUUUGACACACAUACUGUAGAUUCUAAACAGCCCUGGACCAAUGGAAACAGUGGGUUCUUUUCUCAUUAUGUGUUCUAUUUUUUAUGGUGUGAAAGGAAAACACAAACUGUAACUUAAAAAAAGGUCUUCUGGACAAUUAUUUUUUGGGUUAUGUCUUUAGAAUGCCAACUUGUCUGGAAGUUUCACAAGACAAUUAAAAAUGUUAUUUUAAUGGAUUCCUUGUUAAUUGCAGUCUAUUGGAUAGCACUGUAGAUCAUACAACUUUAUGUAAAAAAUAAUAAUAAAAAUAAUUAAAAAAAAGUUUUUAUAUGCAAUGGAUUAAAUAAAAGCAUGGGUUGAUUCUGCCUA
Messenger RNA from Micropterus dolomieu (smallmouth bass), 6280 nucleotides. It is a transcript of the gene pde4d, whose product is annotated as phosphodiesterase 4D, cAMP-specific. The record is from RefSeq and is a predicted model, not a curated record. Lineage: Eukaryota; Metazoa; Chordata; Actinopteri; Centrarchiformes; Centrarchidae. The transcript has 15 exons. The coding region runs from base 587 to 2971 and encodes 794 amino acids. Gene Ontology annotation, molecular function: 3',5'-cyclic-AMP phosphodiesterase activity. Gene Ontology annotation, biological process: signal transduction. Gene Ontology annotation, cellular component: perinuclear region of cytoplasm; nucleus; cytosol.